Messenger RNA from Paramecium pentaurelia, 1888 nucleotides. Lineage: Eukaryota; Ciliophora; Oligohymenophorea; Peniculida; Parameciidae. The record is from the annotation of a GenBank genome assembly.
AUGGAUUUUGAAGAGGAACAUGUAGGAGGAGAUGAUAUUGAAGAAAUCUAAGAUGGAGAAGAUAUAUUUGGAGAAGAUGCUGAUAUAUCAGUACAUGAUGCAGGGAGCAAAAAAGAUGCAGUCAUAUUCUUAGUCGAUUGCAAAAAAGCAUUAUUUGAUAUGGAUCAAGAUGGAUAAGGCACAGUAUUUUCAAAAAUAUUAUCUGCCUUUUCUAGUUUUAUGAAGGCAAAAAUCAUAUCAAGUCCAGAUGAUCGAAUUGGUAUGAUAUUUUACAAUACAGUAAUUGAUAUCUAUUAAAAUAGAAAUCUACUAAUAAUCAAUUAAAAUUCAAUAACAUUACAGAAAUCUAUAAAUUAGAUGGACCAUCUGCUGAUAUUAUCAAAAAUUGUUUAAAAAUAGAGCAAAAUUUUGAAAAAGAUUAUCAAUUAGGUAAUAAUGCACAUUUUCAUGAAUGUUUAUGGUUAUGUAAUCAUGAAUUUAAAGAAUUGUAAAUUUAUUAUCAAUAUAUUUUAGAGAUAAGAAUAAAUUUAAUAUGCGUAUAUUUUUAUUUACUCCAGAUGAUUUACCUUAUUUUAAAGAUCAGAAUGCUAGAUCAUCAGCUUUGAAAUAUGCCAAAUAAUUAAAGGAUGCAGAUGUAUAGAUAGAAUUGUUUCCAUUACCUAGUUAAAAUGAAUUCAAAAUUGCUAGAUUUUAUGGUGAUAUCAUUACUGUUGAUUUGGAUGAAGUUAAUAAUGCUGUACUUGACACAUCAACUAAAAUUAUGGAUUUGCAUUAAAGAAUUAAAUAAAAAGAAUUUAAGAAAAGAGCUUUGAAUAGAUUAAUUAUGGAUAUAGAUGAUAUUAAAAUUGGAUUAAAAAUAUAUUGUUUAGUUAAUAAAGCUAAAAAACCAACUGGAAAACCCUUAGAUAGGAGAUAUAAUUAAUAACUUAAAAAGAAAGCAUAAUUUAUUGAUGAAGAAACAGGGUAAGCACUUUUCCCUUAAUAAAUAUCUACUCAUUUGAUAUUGGGAAAUGAAAAAAUAGCAAUUCCAAAAGAAUAUAUGGCUAAAAUAAAAGGAUUUGAAAAACCUGGAAUGACUCUCAUAGGUUUUAAAUCUUCAAGUGCAUUGAAGGAUUAUCAUAAUUAUAGAGCAUCUUAUUUUUUAUAUCCAGAUGAUGAACAUGUAAAUGGAUCUUCAUAAUUUUUUGAUGCUUUAAUUUAAUAAAUGAUAUUAAAAGAGAAAAUAGGAAUUGUUAGAUUAGUUCCUAAAUAAGGAUCUUAGGUGAGAUUUUGUGCAUUACUUCCUUAAGCAGAAUAAUAUGAUGAAAAUCAUUUUUAAACACCUCCAGGAUUGCAUCUCAUAUUUUUACCAUAUGCUGAUGAUAUAAGAGGAUUAUCUUCUGUAAAAUAAGAAGGAGCCGAUAUUACAAGGUAGACCUUAAAUGCAGCUAAGAUUUUAGUAAAUGCUUUAACAAUUCAAGAUUUUGAUUGUUCAAAUUUUGAAGAUCCUUCUAUAUAGAAGUAACUUAUAAAUUAUUAUUAUAGAUUUUAUACAUAUUUGUAAGGAUUAGCAUUGUAAGAAUAAAAUAUUGAAGAACCUGAGGAUUUACUUUAACCAGACUUCAAAGGAAUGGAAAAAUAUAGAGAUAUUGUUAAUUUAUUUAUGAGUAAUGUAAGUCUAGAAUGCUCUAAUAUGCCAUCUAGAUCUAAAGGAUAGGCAGGUGGUAGAGGUAGAGGAAGAGGAAGAGGAAGAGGUAAAGGUAAACAAGAAGAAAGUGAUAGUGAUGAUUGUUCAAAAAUUAAAGGGAAAGGUAGGGGAUCUACUUAAAAAUAAAAAAUUGAAGAGGAAGAUAGUUUGGAAGGAGAAGAAAUCUAUUAACCAGUAAAAAAGAGAGGAAGAGGACGUUGA